UGAGACAAAAGACUGGAAGGAGGUCGAGAGCCUCACGUAAGGCUGCUGCAAAGGUCAAGGAGCAGGCGGACUCUGGUAACACGCCAGAGACACCAACAGAGCGAGCGGCGAAUGCGAUAGCAAACGCCAUGGAUGCCAUGGCAGGAGCUAUGACGAAAAUGAUGGCGCUUGAGGAUGAACGGGCGGCAGCUAGCGGCGUAUCUCCCAGGAGCACGUAGUAGAUUCUAGACAAGAGAGUAGGCCCUAUUUUCCGUUUAGAACCAAGAUGAAGAAUUAGAGCAAUUGGAGUGGCGGGCUCCCCGAAACGGGGCUUCGCUUUGUACAUUAUCAAGAAAAACACCUCAAUAAACCCCUUCCUCUUCCUCAUGUACAGUACGCAUUUCAGCAAUUCACUUGAACGAUUGUCUGCCAGACUGUUGCGCACACUUCCGACUAGAUCCAGGAAACCUUAUUUGUCUCAGGAACUGUCCCUGUGGGCACAUCCAUUCAAGUUGUGCGAUGCAUUCCAUGACCUAAACUAUGCCCUCCUAUUGAUCACGAUGUCGAUGCUCCUCCCUUCCAGAAGGUCCCUCGCUGGUCAAGAAAAGAUACAUGUCUUUGACAUCCCAGAGCUCCUAUUACCCAUCUGCGCCUACCUCUCCCCACACGACAUCCUGCAAUGCACACUUCUGUCACGACAUUUCCAUGCCUUGUGCAUCCCAAUCCUUUAUGCACACAUCUCGAUCACGACCCCCUUCCAGUUUUAUCGAUUCCGCACACCUGAGGCACAGGCUGCCCUCGCAAGAAACAGCAUACAUAUUCGGUCGUUCAAUACCCAAUACUACAGUCUACUGCGGUGUCUCCUUUCGGAUUCUGUGAACCUUCACAACCUGACACAUCUCGAGUUUUCGCGGGCGUGUCGAUUCACCGAUCCAGAGGUACCUCGAGGGUUCCGUUCGAUAUCUCCAUCUCAAUGGGGUAACUACGUAUUAAAGGACCAAGAUAUCGACAAGACGAAGGAUCUUCAGGAACGAACAGAAGGAGGGGCAAGACAAGAGACGAUCGAUUACAAACCAGAUGACAUUGCGAUUAUAUACGAACGGAACACGGAGACAAGGGCCAGGAAUGCUCUUGGUCUGUUUGACGAGACAUUGCUUAUUGCCAUGUUGGAAAAAUGCCACCGGCUAUCUGUCUUUGCGAUGGUUGGGUUUCCCUUCGACCACGACCAGUUGAUCCGACGGAUUGGCGAUCGACUGGCAGGCCCUGAUUGCACCCGUCAACAAACCCUUGGUAAUAUGGCCAGCUCUUUCUCAAUGCCAUCACAUUCAGUAUCUUCGACAAGACAACAUCUGGGUUUGAGGAAGCUGGAAUUGACGAAUCACCAUUAUUGUCGCGUGAAAGCCAUAUCGAUUGAAUACCUGUUGAACCAUUGCACGCCCGAGCUGGAGGAGCUACUGUUAUCGAUUUCGUUCGGAAGCAGGGCAGAAGUCGGGUCCGACGAGCAGGAUAUGGAAGACUUGGAUAAGCAGAGCGUCGAUCCAGGCGUAGAGCUAUUACAACAAAUAGUAUCUGAUUUGAAGGACGAUGGACGCGAGUGGAAUCUUAGACGGCUGGCUAUUAAGGGAGAUCUAAGUGGUCCUGGUCCAUUAGUCUGGCUGCCGCUACUGCGGAGGUGCACACGACUGCAGGAUCUUUGCGUGGAUCUAUUCACGAAUGCGUCUCUUGAACAACUAGCGCUGACAUUGAGCCAGUGCUGCCCAAGAAUCGCCGAGAUGACUCUCAGAUGUAUGGCCGGUGGCCCACAGGAUGAUUCACGGAUUGCAGAUUUGAUCCGAUCCUCGGUAUCGUGGAAGCAGCUCUCCAUUUCAUUCCUGCAUGGAUUUGGACCUCUUUCGACGGCAGCAUUGAUCAAGCACUCCAGUGCUCUCGAGACACUCAUUCUCGAAGAAUGCGAUGGAUUCACCAGUGAGGAUAUUCAGACGAUAUUGAGCUCGUGUCCUAGGCUGAAGACAUUCCGAGCGAUGACAUCGAAUGGCAUGGACUUUUCGAGCACGGUGUAUCUGGAUGCGCAUGAGAUGGUGGACUCGCCCUGGAUGUGCCAUCGGCUCGAAAACCUGAAGCUGGUGAUCACAGGCAUCGCGCGUCCGGAUCUACAGAUCGAUCAAUAUGGACAGCCGCUCACCGGCCCUUUACACGACGGCACGAUCACAGGGUUUGAGCUUCAGCGAAUUGUCUACCAGCAACUUGGAAAGCUGGCUCGACUGCAGGAGUUAUGGCUCGGACACGACAAGCAGGACCUGGACGAUGAGGAGAAUUAUCAUUUGACGGAUAUGGAGGGACAUUGGCGGUUCAUUGAUCCGGACGAGCAGUUUGAAUGUCUCGAGUUUUCGCUGAGGAGCGGACUGGAUUUGUUAGCAGGACUGAAGGAGCUGCGGGUGGUGAAUUUGGAUAGGAUGAAGACUCGGAUUGGGCUGUCAGAGGUGCAGUGGAUGACCAGGGAGUGGCCGAAGCUGGAGAGGAUCAUUGGUCUGGUGGUGCAGGGUGAGAAGGUACCGAAGCACGUCCAAUGGCUGUAUGAUCAUCGACCAGAUAUCGAGCUUCCCCCAGUCCUUGGCAACUUUGUCACAACCUUUUCUUGAACGUAUUUUCUUAUUUUCGAAAGGGAGGGGUACAAAGGAAGCGACCAAAUAAAAGCCGUUCUGUUUUUUGUUGUUGCGGUGCUUCCACGUGGUGAGCAACAAACUCUAUUUUUCUGCACGAUCGUCUGUGCGCCACGUUGCACUCGCUGUGUGCGACUCCUGUCU
Messenger RNA from Gamsiella multidivaricata, 2783 nucleotides. RefSeq lists its product as uncharacterized. Lineage: Eukaryota; Fungi; Mortierellomycota; Mortierellomycetes; Mortierellales; Mortierellaceae. Gene Ontology annotation, molecular function: protein binding. The transcript has a single exon. The coding region runs from base 366 to 2618 and encodes 750 amino acids. The record is from RefSeq and is a predicted model, not a curated record.